AUGACAGUGCUUGCGGUCAUCGUACCACUAAUCCUACUCUGCGCUAUCAGACGAUAUCAGAAGAUGCAGUAUGAAAAUAGGAAACCCUUCCCAUUCAUGCAGUUGCCCCAAGAGCUAAGAGACAUGGUGUACGAACACCUCAUCGAGGAUCCCGUAUACCCUCCGCCACAACUCCGCUUGAAUCAUGGAUCAUCGCUAUGGAUGAUACCUGGACUUUGGUCAUCUUCAGCUGCAUCUUCUCGACGCUUGCAUACGAGUAAUUGGAUAUUCUUAGCGAACAAACAGGUGUAUAAAGAGUGUAUGGAUGUGCUCUGCAAGCGCGCAACUUUCCACCUCACCGUCUCGCCGCACAACUACAAACCGUCCUCUUCCUCCUCCCCACCACCACCAUCACCUCCACACUCAGAAGAUAAAAGGUUAUGGAACAUCUCCCCAGAUACCCUAAAAGACCUCCGUACCGCCUCCCUAAACCUCAUAACCACUUCAGCAAUGCUCGGCGUCCCAGACCCCCGCAACAUGACAUCGACAGACUGGACCCUCGCACGCCACGUCCGCGAAGAACUAAAACAACUCGUCAACGUCAAAAACCUAACUCUCGAUGCCAAGGCGCUGGGUGAUCCCCUCUGGAACCCGCUGUGGAUAUGGUACCACGCAUGCCAGAGCUUCAAAACCAUGGGCACAAGCGCGUCCAACACAAGUCCCACCGGCCCCAAAUUAAACCGCAUCACCUUUAGUCUGGAUACGUGGAGUCCGGGCGAAAACUACCUGGCGAGACAUGGGGACGAGGACAAGUGGACGUGGUUUUGCAUGCAGGGUCAUGGUGUUGGGCUUGACAUUGGGCCUGAGAUGACGGUCCGCGAGUUCUGCGGCAAGUUGUAUCAAGAAUGCCGCAUUUGCCGACCGGAAUUAGAAAGCGAGGAGGAAUGA
Molecule: messenger RNA, 927 nt
Organism: Cucurbitaria berberidis CBS 394.84
Lineage: Eukaryota; Fungi; Ascomycota; Dothideomycetes; Pleosporales; Cucurbitariaceae
Exons: 1
Coding region: 1-927 (308 amino acids)
Source: RefSeq, a predicted model, not a curated record